Molecule: messenger RNA, 2328 nt
Organism: Nothobranchius furzeri (turquoise killifish)
Lineage: Eukaryota; Metazoa; Chordata; Actinopteri; Cyprinodontiformes; Nothobranchiidae
Product: BICD family-like cargo adapter 1
Biological process (GO): Golgi to secretory granule transport; vesicle transport along microtubule
Source: RefSeq, a predicted model, not a curated record
CUCCCACUGGAGCCCAUGCAGCCUACUAGCCUCGCUCUCAUCCUGACGCGGUCAGGUGUAAUGAAUGGCACCGCGUCUGUGCAGCGUCUCUGAGCUAGUGAUGGAUCGACUGGAUGGAUGGAGCUUCACCUCCAAGAAAAUGAACCUGGAGGAGGAUUUCUACUUUGACUAUGGAACGGAGGAAAUAACAGAUUACCAGGACCCCAGUGAACUCCUGGCUGCGCUGAAACAAAAGGAGGAAGAGGUUAUUUUGGCAGCGCAGCUGGGAAACGCGUUGCUCCUGGAAAACCGACAACUGAAGGAGCAGAAAGAGAAGAUCCAUGAGCAGUACGCGAGCAAGCUGGAGGAACUGGAGCAGGACCGGCAUGAUCUGCGACUGAAGCUGGAGGGCUCCCAGUCCCAGUGGGAGAGCCAGGUGGGAGACCUGGAGAGGGAUGUGAGGGACCUGGUUGCCCAAAUGGAGCAACUGACCUGGGCACUUGGCGAGGCAGAACGGGACAAAAGUCGAGUCCAGUUGGAGCACGGCGAACAAUCUCGGCUUCUCAGGGAGGAGCUUCACUCCGCAAAAGAGAUGGAGAGAGCCAUGUCCAGUGAGCUGCAGGCUCUGAAACAGGAGCUUCAACACAAAGGAAGUCCAAAUCGACAGCAGGACGAGGAGCUGAUCAGUGCCAUGAGAGAGCAGGUGUUGCGACUCACCCAAAAGGAACAGACACUGGAGAAACAUUUAGAGAGUGUGUGUCAGGAAAAUGCCCAGCUCGGGGCGACUUUGGCCUCUUUACAGGCACGUUUAGAUCUGCACGACCAACUCAAACAGCAGCACAGCCAGCAGCUAGAUGAGGCAUUGAAGGAGGUGGAGUUGGCACAGGGUCGCUCACAGCAGCUGCAGGCUCAGGUGGAGGAGCUGCAGGAGAAGGUCUCUCUGCAGGAGUCCAGGAGCCACCUGGACUCCUCCCUGCUCACUGAGCUGGAGACAGCAGAGCUGGGAGUCAGCAGGGCGGAGAUAACACAAGAAGUGGGUUCCAUCCUGGGGUUGCUCCUCCCUCUUACUCGAGAUCCGAACAGCCCAGAGAAGUCAGAGGUCAUGGAUGAGCAGGAAGAUCUGCAGGCCGUGCUGCACCGACUGAAGGGAGUGGCCCGGAAUCUGGCAGGAGAAUCCAGUCCACAGGAGUUGAAUCUGGGUUUUGUCGACGGGACGAGCGAUCACUGUGGGAAUCUGAGUGCCGCACAGGAGCUGAGAGAUCAGAACAUCCAGCUGCAGGAGGAGAAUGCUGAACUGUUGCAGAAGCUGCAGAACAUACAAGAUCAGACGGAUUUUGUUCAACAAGCCAUUAGAGACCGGGACGAAGCUAUUGCCAAGAAGAACCUGAUGGAAGACGAGCUGUUGAGGAGCAAACAUGACAUGAUGAGUUUAAACAACCAGUUAUUAGAUGCUAUCCAUCGUAAACUGGAGCUGUCACAGGAGCUGGAGGCCUGGCAGGACGACAUCCAGAUCGUCAUCAACCAGCAGCUCAAGUCACAGCAGCAGUCAGAAAAGCCCCAGCUGAAGCCUGCCUCAAAUGGCCUGUCCUUCUUCCGCAGACCCAGCAAAAUUAUCUCCAGCUGGUCGCACCAGUCCUCUUCUUCCUUCUGCAGCUCGGACACUAAUCAGGACAAAGUUCAGUCCCCUUGGAAGGACUGGCUAAGACUUGGAAAGGGGACACAGUUUGGCAAAUAAAGUAUGACAGCUCUCCACUCAAUAGAGGAUACAUGAAGUAAAAAUAAAAAAUAACAGGUCAAAGGAAGUCACAAGUGGAGCAUCCUCCAAUUCUUGAGGUGUGGCGCUACAGAACAAAGACUUGCUUUACGAACAACUACUGACACACAUUUCAACGAGAGGCUGAGCCUCCAUUAAAUCUAAACUGUGACAACAUGCAACACCAGCAUUUUCAUAAAACAGCAAACAGAUUGUAAAUUUUGUACCUAAUUUUUGUUAUAUUAACAAUUUGUUUAGAUUAUUUAAGCCUACAAACUCAACAUCUAUGUCAGGAAAUUAACGAUCAAACACUUAAAUUCAGGCUAUAUGUUCAAAUUUUCCAAGUUUGAUGGAAAAGCACAUUUUUAUUGUUACUUCUGCUCAGAAAUUAAUAUUUUCAAAUUUUCUCAUGUACAGCAAUUUAUAUGUUAUAAUUUUGUCUGUUUUUCCAGUUAAAGUAAAAAUUAUCUGAAGGAUAAUUUGGUAACAUGUCAGUAUGUAGCAUGUGUACAUAGUCUGUAUUCAUGUUUUCUUUUUUUUAUUUUUUUACUCACUUGAUCACUUUCUGGUCAUAAAACAUUAAAAAAAGAAAAUGA